Molecule: messenger RNA, 312 nt
Organism: Adineta steineri
Lineage: Eukaryota; Metazoa; Rotifera; Eurotatoria; Adinetida; Adinetidae
Source: the annotation of a GenBank genome assembly
AUGAAAAUGAAAUAUGCUUUUGGAUCAAAUAAUAGUCCUGAUGAAUUACCAGUAUCAUAUCAUACCACAAAACAUACGCUUUUCGCUUAUGGGCGAGGUAUUUACACAACGUCUGAUACUAAUCUAGCAAAACUUUAUGCUUUCAAUUUUACUUAUAACGGAGAACAAUAUUAUAUUAUGCUUCAGAAUCGAGUCAAUUCAAGGGCUUUAAUAAAAUUCGAUGGUGAUAAAUGUGAAUUCGGAGAUUAUUGGAUAUCAUCUAAUGCUGAUGAUAUUAGAUCAUACAGAUAUUGUAUAAUCAAGAAAUCGUAA